CCGCCACAGACCACACGUGAAUCUCAUUUCACCGGCAGUCCAAUACAUUCAACACAUGGGCGAGCCUACUCAGUACUAUCCAAUAUAUUCAUUAUUUUCUCCGAAGGUCCCACAAUUCAUUCUCUCCAUUUUUAAAGGUUUCUCGUGGUAAAAUCCAACCUCAUAUUCAUCAAUCAACUAUCCCUCUCCAAUCCAAUGGAGAAAGCUUUGUUCCACUCCGUUGAUGGCCAUGCCAUGCUCUGCUUUCCCUCCGGAUCCCAUCACCGCCGCCCGUGCCCCGUCCCGCGGGCAUCGAUGGUGACCGCCACUCCGACCUCCCGCAGCGCCGCCCAGUCACCUUCUUACUGGGACGCCAUCAACCUUCAUAUUGCUACCCACCUCGAGAAGUCCAUCCCGCCCCGGGCUGUGCCCUCUGUCUCCGAGCCCCUCCGCCAGCUGGCCAUCGCCGCCCCAAGGAGCUCCGCCCCGGCCCUCUGUGUGGCCGCCUGCGAGCUGGUCGGCGGUACCCAAGACCAGGCCAUUGACGCAGCCGUCGCCCUGCACCUGAUGCAUGCUGCCGCCUUCGUCCACGACCACCUCCCCCGGACAGACCGCCCCGACUCUAGGCAGGUGCCGAGGCCGACUGCACACCUCGGGUUCGGUCCGAACGUUGAGCUCCUCACGGGGGACGGCAUGAUGCCGCUCGCGCUCGAGCUGCUCGCGAGGUCGGACGACCAUGCCACGGAGACUUCCUCGGGCCGAGUCCUGCGCGUGAUGGUGGAGAUCACACGAGCCGUGGGGUCCCAGGGGGCGGUGGCCGGGCAGUAUUACGGGGAGAUAUUGGGGCGCGUCUGGUCAUCGUCUUCAGCGGACGGACGUCUAGAUCUCGCAUUCUUGGCCUAUCACGCGUGUGGGAAGAGGGAGGGAGCCCUUCACGCUUGCGCGGGGGCUUGCGGGGCGAUCAUCGGAGGUGGGUGCGAGGAGGAGAUCGAACGGCUGAGGGCUUACGGGUACUCCGUAGGGAUGAUUCUGGGGAUCAGCAACUACGGUGGAUCAGGUAAAGGGCAAGAAGUUGCGGAGUUCGAGGAAGUAAUGGAGGAGAUGAGACGAAUGGCAAUCAUAAAUUUGAAAGGUUUUAAUGAAUCCAAGGCUGAGGAAAUUUCUUCUAUUUUGAGGAGCAGCUAAUGCUUAGGGCCAAGCCAUGUCCUAGUAUGAUGAUAAACCAUACGUAUGAUUGGGUUGUUUCAUCAACGUUCCUUGGCCGCCCUAAUGUUGUUACGUUGUAGCUAGCUGGGACUUUUUGUUAUAUUUUGAUCGAAAAGUGGCAACAACAUUCCAGCCAUCAGAUAUUGUUAUACGUGUUACUGAUUGGAGCAGCGCAUGAGUUCGGGUAUCCUCGGCAUGUACGAUGAAUGAUGUGAAGCUUUUUUCUAAUGAAGUUAGUGUAUUGUGUACUAGCUAGAUGGAGUACUUUAUUGCACUUUCCAAGGUUCAUGUGAUUCUCGUGGGCUUAAUUUGGACUCAGUUAGUUUUUUA
Molecule: messenger RNA, 1515 nt
Organism: Punica granatum (pomegranate)
Lineage: Eukaryota; Viridiplantae; Streptophyta; Magnoliopsida; Myrtales; Lythraceae
Source: RefSeq, a predicted model, not a curated record